Drosophila bipectinata is the source of this 695-nucleotide messenger RNA. The record is from RefSeq and is a predicted model, not a curated record. Lineage: Eukaryota; Metazoa; Arthropoda; Insecta; Diptera; Drosophilidae.
CAGCAGAGAAACUUAGACUCGGAGGUCAUAAUGAGAAACGCCACGGUCGAGUCGAGUUGAGUUGAGAUCCAGUGGAGUGGAGUGGAGUGCCGUAAAGUACAGAGGAGUGUCGGGGCGGGGAAUUAGGGAGUAGAGAAAACUUAUUUAAGUGCCAGGCACGUUGCACGCUGCAGUAGUCAGCAGAGAAUGAAAAAAAUAAGCAGCAGGAGCAGAAACAGGAACAGUAGUAGGAGCAGGAGUGGGCUGGUCAGUCAAGCAUGUGGCCACUGGCUGCUAGGGGGCACCGGGCACAACCAGCCUGGCAGCCAGGCAGCAAAGCAGAUAGACAAUCUGGCAGGCACUUUAGCAGCUGGCGACCCCAUUUGCCAUGCUUCGUCGCCCCGUCGUAGCCCCGUUUAUGGCCAAAUUAAAUCGGUACCUAUGAAGUUUCUGGCCAGCUUCUGCCUGUCAACUGCUGCCGUUUGGCAGGAUCCAGCUAUCGGAUUAUUCACGAGCGAUUUGAUACGAACAAUGCAUCAAAACUGGCUCCCCGCACGCACAAUCUCUGCUUGUUUUGCAAUCAAUUAGAAACAGUUCGUUUAUCACAAUAAACUGGACUCAACAGUGACCAUAUUUAUAUACUGCACCGCAGUCUAAAUUAUCGCAAGCAACUGAAAACUUUAUUAGCAGAAAAUUUAUGUCUUUCCGUCACACUG